AAGCAGCCGACGUUUGCAGACCUCCGCUGCAUCAUAGUUCGACAAGCACAGGCUGAUUUCCGCACCAUGUACCGUUACGCAACUCGUGUCGCUCGUCCCAUCUUGAGAAACGUUGCGGCCCGUUCCUACGCAACCGAUGCCACUCCGGCUGCCGGGAAGUUGCUGUUGAACUUUGCUCUCCCGCAUGAGUCAAUUCUUAAGAAUGUGGAAGCCACGCAAGUGAACUUGUCAUCCACAGAGGGCGAUAUGGGUAUUCUCGCUGACCACGUACCUACUGUGGCUCAAUUGAAGCCCGGUGUUAUCGAGAUUUUUUCUUCCUCGGAUAAGCCAAGAAAGGUCUUCGCAAGCGGUGGCUUUGCUAUCAUUAACCCAGACUCAACGCUCAAUAUCAAUGCCGUGGAGGCCUUCCCUGUUGAGGACAUAGAUUUUGAUGCUGCUCGUCGUGCCGCCGAUGAUGCUACCCGCCGCACAACUUCCGCGCCCACUGAACAAGAGAGGCUGGCAGCCAAAAUCGAACUCGAGGUAUACGAGGCGAUCUUGGCCACUGCGUCCAAAUAGAUUGCAUCUGAAUAUAACGACGGGAUUGUGAAUACCCACAAUGAUGCUUCACCGAUCUGAUGAAACAUCUUGCUUUUUCCCGAGAUGGGGGACCUGAUAUAUUGUGCAUUCAAUUGAGCAUUAUCUCAUUCUAUUUUUUUGUCAUGUGAUUUGGCUUUGCUCAUUGCCUGUGGUCAGUGUUAUGGCCUCAGGCUCAGACACAAAGCUAGAGCAAACCGCGGAGGAUAUGCGAGCGAGGAUUUCAAUGCUCGCUUUUCUCCUGGUAGUCCAUCGUGUGGAACGUUGCGGAAGGGUACCUCUGUAAUCCCGCUGCGUUGCACGUCCCACUUUCUUAAACUCGGAAGCGAGACAGAUACGGGCAACCUACACUCUGCUCAACGGACGCUGUUCCUUUGAAUGAUAUGAGCCGAGAACUCGUUGGCAUCAGGUUUCAUUAGGUCUGAUGGAUCUGUAGCUUUUUUUAAAUAUCUCCAAUAAGCAAUAACUGCUGGCUUGUAACCACAGACGUAGUCGCCUCUCCAACCACAGAAAUUACAUGAAUGCAAGUAAAAUACUUGGUAUCUGUGUUUGAUCGAAAC
This is a messenger RNA of Spizellomyces punctatus DAOM BR117, 1136 nucleotides long. RefSeq names its product ATP synthase F1, epsilon subunit. The record is from RefSeq and is a predicted model, not a curated record. Gene Ontology annotation, biological process: proton motive force-driven ATP synthesis. The transcript has 5 exons. Gene Ontology annotation, molecular function: proton-transporting ATP synthase activity, rotational mechanism. Lineage: Eukaryota; Fungi; Chytridiomycota; Chytridiomycetes; Spizellomycetales; Spizellomycetaceae. Bases 67 to 558 code for a protein of 163 amino acids.